Molecule: messenger RNA, 610 nt
Organism: Saccostrea cuccullata (small rock oyster)
Lineage: Eukaryota; Metazoa; Mollusca; Bivalvia; Ostreida; Ostreidae
Product: complement C1q-like protein 3
Exons: 3
Coding region: 34-570 (178 amino acids)
Molecular function (GO): protein binding
Source: RefSeq, a predicted model, not a curated record
UCAAAUUGAAGCAGAGAUAAAAGCAACAGAAUCAUGAUGACAUAUAUCGGAUGUUUGAACUUUGUUUUUGUUCUGAUGCUGACCACUUCCUUUGCCGACCCUUCCCCUCCAACCGCAUUCCUCAAAGACUACGAUAGUUACAUGAAAGUUUGUCACCGACUCAACUGUAAACAAAGGAAAGAGACUAUUGCCUUUCAUGCUAAUUUCAAAGGUCACCUCAAGAAUGUUCCUGUAAACACCAUCAUCAAAUUUGACAACGUCCAGUUGAACAAAGGCAAAGGAUACGAUCCAACAACAGGGGUUUUUACAGCACCAGAGGAUGGUCUUUACUCUUUUGAUUGGUUAUUUUUGGCUGCGAAGGAUGGAAGUGUUUACCUUUUUGCCAUGGUUGAUGGCACUAUCCGUGUUAAAACCUGCAUUCACAAGCAACAAAGUGUCCACAUAUCUACAACGGGUCAUUUGGUCACUGAGCUAAAGAAAGGGAGUAAAGUGUGGAUCAAGACUUCUAGUGAGGCGAAAUUCAUCCAUGGAGGCCUUUACAAUUACUUCUCUGGAUUCAAAAUUAAUUAACUCUCAGUAAAAAGAGUUUUAAUUAUAGCUUUCUUUUAAU